AUGAGCUCGUUCGGCGGACCCGCAUACCUCCCCCUGUUGCAUUUACUCCUGUUGCUGGCGCUCUUCCUGCUCCUCGUGGCAACAACGGCCGUGAAGGGAGCGGGCCGAAACGCCACCUCCACCAUCCUUAUAAAGAAAAAACACCACCAUGCCAAGUUACCUUUCGGCUGGAAAAAUAAUCACAUGAAUCUUCUAGGAAAAAAAAAAAUUAUCAAUUGCACGAGAGGAUUAUUUUUCAUAAAUGCCAAUAGGAGGAUCCACCACUUGGGUGGAAGAAGCAACAACAACAGCAACAAAAGCAUCAACAGAAACAGCAAACGUUUCAGCCUGCAGAGGUACAGCACGAAGGGGAAGAUGCAGGACGAGGCCUACGUCAGCUACUUGAAAAAGUAUAUUGUCGAUGACAGGGAGUUGGCCCAGGCUGUGGGGGAAGUACCAAAUGGGCAAGGAGGUGAUGCACCUAAUGGGGUCCUCCAAAUCGAAGAGCUAAUAAAGAAAACUAUAAGGAAGGAAGAAGAGGAGCUGUUCGCAUUCCUUCAGAAGGUGAAUGAGACAUACAAGCUGCAGUCCACCCUGAGGGUGGUUGGAGGGUGGGUACGGGACAAAUUUCUUGGCAUCUCAAAUGACGACAUAGACCUCACAGUGGAUAACAUGAAAGGCUCAGAAUUCUGUCACUAUAUAAAAGAAUACAUAAAAGAAAAGGAAAAAAAAAACUUCAAUUUUGGUAUUAUAAAAAUUAACUCAGAUCAAUCCAAACAUUUAGAAACGUCCAGUUUUCAUUUGUUUAAUUUCCAAGUGGACAUUGUAAAUUUGAGGAAUGAAAAGUAUACGGAAGAGAGUCGUAUCCCGGAAAUAGUUAUUGGGACCCCGGAGGAAGAUGCACUGAGAAGAGACUUCACUGUGAAUGCACUCUUCUACAAUUUGAACAACAGGCGUGUAGAAGACUAUACCAAAAGGGGAAUUAUGCACUUAAAAAAUAGAGUUAUCUGCACACCACUUGAUCCGUUUACUACCUUCCUGGAUGACCCUCUUCGAAUAAUCAGGUGCAUUCGAUUUUGUGGCGUUUUUAACUUUUUCGUCGAGAAGUCCAUUUUUGACGUUUUAAAAAAUGAACAUAUUAUGAAGGCGUUUAAAAAGAAAAUUUCCAGAAGUAGACUCUCCACGGAAAUUUUAAAAAUAUUUUCCAAGAGGUGUGAAAAUAUCGUCUUAUCCUUGACCUUGUUAAAUUAUAGUUCCUAUGCGAAGGAAAUCUUUUCUCUACCAGGGAAGUACUUCGUAACUAAUGAGGAGGUGUUUGAAAAACCUCGGCGGAAGGGUGACAAGGUGAACAGGAAGGGGGACCACCUCCCCGCGGGGGACGCCCUGCUGCCUGGCUCCACCGUUCCAGGUGGCACGAAGAAGUUGCACAUCGGGGGAAAAAACAGCGAAUCGACUAACAACGAAACGACUAACAAGGCUGACAACGAUGCAACCCCCAAUGGGGGGAUCCAUCACGAGGAAGGCCACGCAUUCGCACAGGAGACAUUUGUUAACGCCUUCCCCGGGGGUGACAGUAAAAUGGGCAGCAUGACAAACACGCUGGAAACAGGGACAUACUCCCAACCGGGGGAAUUCCCCCAAACGAGUGCGGAUGGAGAAACAGACUGGUACGCGGAAGGACUGCAAUACAUAAAAUUUUUUAAGGACAUCGAAAAGAACAACCUGUUGAGGGAAACCUUCCCCGAGCUGGAUUACCAUGAAAAUGUGAACAACGUGCAGCUGUGCUUGUACCUCCUGCCGCUAAAAAAUCACCACGUGGAGUUAAAAAAGGGAGGAAAAACUGAACCGGUCGUCGAAUUCAUAAUUAGGGAAUCCCUAAAAUUUCCACUCAAGCAUGGAAAAUUUUGUGUGCAAAUAUAUGAAGGGUUUAGCAGCCUGUACAAGCUAUACAAAAACAUGGACGUUUUUAAUUUUUUAAAAAAUAGCACUUGUGAUGGCAACAGGAAUGCAUACAUCAUUGGGGACAUUGUGUUGUUCCUAAAAAGUGUUGGAGAGAAAUGGGAUUUGCUCCUUUUAAUUUUUUUUAUCUUCCACAAAUAUAAAGAGGUGAAUAAAAUGUUCGUGACCACCAUCACAGCAGAUGUGUACUUGUCCGACUUUGCCAAAAAGCUGUACCAGUAUAUUUUGAAAAAUAAAUUGCAGACGGCUUAUAACGUCAAGCCGUUUCUCAAGUGGCCGGACAUUCGGCACAACUUCCCGCACCUCUCGCCCAACAGAAUCGGCGAGGUGUACGAGCAAAUUAUUCGAUUUUCCUGCAUCCACGGAGAGGACGAAGCCAAGUGUAUCGAGUUUUUAAAAGACCACUUCAAAGAGUAG
Plasmodium coatneyi is the source of this 2355-nucleotide messenger RNA. RefSeq names its product tRNA nucleotidyltransferase. NCBI's taxonomy places the organism in Eukaryota, Apicomplexa, Aconoidasida, Haemosporida, Plasmodiidae. The coding region runs from base 1 to 2355 and encodes 784 amino acids. The record is from RefSeq and is a predicted model, not a curated record. Gene Ontology annotation, biological process: tRNA 3'-terminal CCA addition. Gene Ontology annotation, molecular function: RNA binding; ATP:3'-cytidine-cytidine-tRNA adenylyltransferase activity. The transcript is spliced from 2 exons.